AUGACCGUGAGAACCAUUGAAUGGCGGGCUGGCGAGGUGAUCCUCAUCGACCAGCGGCGACUCCCCCGCAAAGAGGUCUACCGGGUCUGCCGCAACUACCGGCAGGUUGCCCAGGCCAUCCGCACCAUGGUGGUUCGCGGCGCCCCCGCCAUCGGCGUCGCCGCGGCCAUGGGCGUUGCCUUGGGCGCGCGCCGCAUCAGGCAUCCGAAGUCGGUCGGGUCGGUCAUGGAGCGGGUUUUCCGCACGCUGGAAGACACCCGGCCCACGGCCGUGAACCUUCAUUGGGCGCUGGCGCGCAUGCGGCGGACCUAUGAGGAGAACAAGGACGGCGGCCUGGAGUUGCUGAAGCAGCGACUCGAGGACGAGGCCAUGGAGAUUUACGAGGAUGACAUCGCCGCGAAUCGCAGGCUCGGCGGCCUGGGCGCCGGGCUGCUCAAGGGCUCGCGGCGCAUUCUGACCCAUUGCAAUGCCGGCGCUCUGGCCACCGCCGGUUACGGUACCGCCCUGGGGGUGCUGCGGGCGAUGAAGGAAUCGGGCGCGGCCAUCGACGAAGUGUUCGUGGACGAGACCCGGCCCUUCCUUCAGGGCUCCCGGCUGACGGCAUGGGAAUUGCUCAAGGAGGAGAUCCCGGUAACUCUCAUCACCGACAGCAUGAUGGGCUACGUGAUGCAAAGCAGGCAGGUCGAUGCCGUUGUCGUGGGAGCUGAUCGCGUGGCCGCCAACGGGGACGUGGCCAACAAGAUCGGAACCUACACGGUGGCGGUGCUGGCCCAGAGGCACGGCGUGCCCUUUUACGUGGCGUGCCCCACCUCCACGGUGGACCUCGGGUGUCCAUCCGGAGCCGACAUUCCGAUCGAGCAACGAAGCCAGGAUGAGGUGACCCACAUCGCGGGAAGCCGCAUCGCGCCGGACGGAGUCCAUACGCUGAAUCCGGCUUUCGACGUGACCGACCAUUCAUUGGUCUCGGCCAUCAUCACGGAGAAGGCGGUGGUUACGCCGCCCUAUAAAAAGAAUCUGCGGGCUGUGUGUUCUUCGACUUCGCUGCGCUACACUUGA
Messenger RNA from Geodia barretti, 1056 nucleotides. The record is from the annotation of a GenBank genome assembly. Lineage: Eukaryota; Metazoa; Porifera; Demospongiae; Tetractinellida; Geodiidae.